This is a messenger RNA of Aegilops tauschii subsp. strangulata, 597 nucleotides long. The record is from RefSeq and is a predicted model, not a curated record. Lineage: Eukaryota; Viridiplantae; Streptophyta; Magnoliopsida; Poales; Poaceae.
AUGCCGACUUCGUCCAUAGCCUCGGCCUCGCCCAGCGGCGCCUCGACGCCAUCUCCGCCAGCCUCUCAACACCUCCCCAGCCAUCGCCUCCCUCGCCACCGCCUCCCCCACCUCCGCACGCUCUGCGCAGCGCCAGCCUUUCCUCUACGCCUCCGCCUGCUCCGCGCAGCGCCGACCCGGCGCGGGCCUCUUCCUCGACUGCCAGAGCCAGCGCCAAGGGCAAGAAGCGUGCGCGCCACCGUCACCACGGAGGCCGACCACCGUAGCGCCGGCCCAGGUCCUCCUCUACCAACGCGCGCUCCUCCUCCGCCCGGCGCACGGCCACGCGUGCUCCUCCUCCGCCCGGCGCGGCCACACACGCUCCUCCUCAGCCCCGGCCACGCCCACGCCGUCCCGGCCGCGCCUGCGCCGCUCCGCCCGCCCGCUGUGCGCUCCUACUCCGCCUGGCACGGCCACGCGCGCUCCUCCUCCGCCCUGGCCACGCGGACGCCAUCCCGUCCACUCCCUGGCCUCGCCGUCUCCCGUCCGGACGAGCUCCUGCGGCGUCAGCGACGAGCUGCCGCGGCUCCGGACGCGCGCGCGCGAGCAGGCAGGUAG